Messenger RNA from Solanum stenotomum, 1541 nucleotides. RefSeq names its product protein ROOT HAIR DEFECTIVE 3 homolog 2-like. Bases 1 to 1524 code for a protein of 507 amino acids. The record is from RefSeq and is a predicted model, not a curated record. Gene Ontology annotation, molecular function: GTPase activity. Lineage: Eukaryota; Viridiplantae; Streptophyta; Magnoliopsida; Solanales; Solanaceae. Gene Ontology annotation, biological process: endoplasmic reticulum membrane fusion. Gene Ontology annotation, cellular component: endoplasmic reticulum. The transcript has 10 exons.
AUGGACCACCUCACGGGUCGUACUGGCACUUGUGGGAGCCAGGCAGAGUCUACCAGGCUAAUACGCCAGACCACAGGACCCUUCCUGGGUCAUGGUCCUAACGACGAACCAUGGUGGUGCCCGUGGAAGUCAUCCCAGAAAUCAGCAUCUAUUAGACCAAGGACCAUGACUGGAUGCUCUGAAUUAUCUGUUUUCUCUUUUAACAGAUAUGAUGCGGAAUCUGUCUUUUUCGAAGAAAACGUGAGAAGUUCAAAACGUCAACAAUUUAUAUCGAAAGCUUUGCAGUUGGUCCAUCCGGCUUUUAUUUCACAGUUGGGGCAUCUACGUGUUAAAUCACUUCAAACAUUUAAGACUCAGGUGGAACAAUUAUUACGUAGAGGAGAAGCAUUUGCGGCAUCUGUUCGUACAUGCUCUGAGUCUUGUAUCACUGCAUUUGAUAAGGGAUGUUCAGAUGCUGCCAUAAGACAUGCUAAUUGGGAUGCUUCAAAAGUUCGUGACAAACUCCGUCGUGAUAUUGAGUCCCAUGUGUCCUCUGUUCGUAAUGAUAAGUUAUCAGAACUGAUGGCCACUUAUGAGAAACAAAUCACAGCUGCACUUGCUGAACCUGUAGAAUCCCUUUUUGAGGUUGGUGGGAGUGAAACAUGGGCCUCAAUAAGAAAGCUUCUAAAACACGAGACUGAUGUGGCAAUAUCAUGCUUCUCCCCAGCUCUUUCCGGCUUUGAAUUGGACCAGGAUGCAUUUGACAGAAAGAUGCAAAAUCUGAAGGACUACGCUAGAAGUGUUGUGGAGAAGAAAGCAAGAGAAGAAGCUGGAAAAGUUUUGAUGCGAAUGAAGGAUAGGUUUAAUACUGUGUUCAGCCAUGAUAGCGAUUCAAUCCCAAGGCUUUGGACAGGGAAGGAGGACAUUAAAUCAAUAACAUUGGAGGCCCGCUCUGAGUCUCUGAAGCUUUUGUCUAUAGUGGCUGCCAUACGGUUGGAUGAAAAAUCAGACAGAAUAGAAAGCAUACUUUUCUCUAGACUCUUGGAAGGGAAGAUUUCAAUUUCUUCUCGGAAUAGUGAUAUUGCAGAUUCUUGUGACCCCCUAGCCUCAAGCUCGUGGGAAGAGGUUUCACCAGAGAACACAUUGCUCACACCAGUGCAGUGUUUAUCUUUGUGGAGACAAUUCAUUGCAGAAACAGAGUAUACGGUUAGUCAAGCUAUUUCAGCACAGGAAGCAUACAGGCAAAGCAAUAAUUGGUUACCUCCUGCCUGGGCUAUAGUCACUAUGAUUAUACUUGGUUUCAACGAAUUCAUGCUUCUUUUAAGAAAUCCGCUCUACCUCUUCAUUCUUUUUGUUGUAUAUUUAUUUGGGAAAGCUCUGUGGAUACAGAUGGACAUUCCUGGGGAGUUCCGGAAUGGCACUGUGAGUACAAUAAUUGUUCCUUAUUAUCAUUUAUGGUUUCACCGUUUUCUUGAGCAUAAGAUGGGUUGUUUGAACCAACUGUUUCCUUAUCUGAGCAUCUGCUGUCUCUGUUUCCCUCCAUGAAUAACAAAAGAUUUGAC